CGUGCAACUUCAAGGUCUUUCGUUUCGUUUUUAUUUUCGAUCGCCAUUUCUUCGAUAUUGACACGACUGGUAAACCACAAAAGUAGGAGUUUAUUACCAUUGAAUCAGUGCAAAUUUAGAAGUUCCUGCACGCUAUUCAAAGUGGGGGCAGUCAGUGGAAUCGCGAGUCGCACUGGCGCUUACACGGUGAAUGUAGUCGCAAAGUCGAGGAGGAAAAGCAAGAUGGCGGCGAACAGCCGUGGUCGAGAGUCAUUUCAAUUAUCGCCAGUGCAUCGUUUCUCUGAUGAACUCCAAGACCUUACAAUCCAGGAUGAGUUCGACCCAUUUGAGGGGAACUCGAUGAGCUUUGACGAAACUGUGGACAUCAACCUGACAGCGCCUCCGGAAACUGAAUGGUACCAUGGUAAACUGGACAGAGCCACCGCAGAAGAAAGAUUGUCAGUUACAUGUAGAAUUGGUAGUUAUCUUAUCCGGCAAAGUGACCGCCAUCAUAGUUCAUAUGUCUUAUCGUAUUUAGGCAACACAGGAAUACACCAUUUCAAGAUAACAGCAGUAUGCGGUGACUAUUACAUAGGCACAUGUAGUAGGCAGUUUGAUAGUCUCUCAGGAAUCGUCAGUUGGUACUCAAGUCUAUCCACAAUCUUGAAAGAUGAAAUGCUGCUUUAUCCUUUGCCCCCACCUGAUUUUGUGAAAGGAGAAGUGUUCACUGUCCAGAAUGAAUUAGGGGAUGGUUGGCUGUGGGUCACAUCACAUCGUACUAAGCAGAGUGGAAUGGUGGUCAAGGACCUAAUGGAAGAAAUUGAUUAUAAAGUAGACCCCAAUGAAGGCAAAGAGUAA
This is a messenger RNA of Saccoglossus kowalevskii, 837 nucleotides long. RefSeq names its product ras GTPase-activating protein 1-like. Gene Ontology annotation, biological process: regulation of GTPase activity. Gene Ontology annotation, molecular function: protein binding. The record is from RefSeq and is a predicted model, not a curated record. Lineage: Eukaryota; Metazoa; Hemichordata; Enteropneusta; Harrimaniidae.